Molecule: messenger RNA, 3787 nt
Organism: Pygocentrus nattereri (red-bellied piranha)
Lineage: Eukaryota; Metazoa; Chordata; Actinopteri; Characiformes; Serrasalmidae
Gene: mrm3a
Product: mitochondrial rRNA methyltransferase 3a
Exons: 4
Coding region: 39-1454 (471 amino acids)
Biological process (GO): RNA processing
Molecular function (GO): RNA methyltransferase activity; RNA binding
Source: RefSeq, a predicted model, not a curated record
AGCCCACCGGCGGUGACGCAACAGGCAAAGCAGCGGACAUGGCUGCGCUCUUCGGCGGCGUGGGUCGUGAGAUAACGCUGUUUAUGGGCCGAGGUUCGUGCUUAAGGGGGUGGAACAGCGUCGUGGUGACCUCUAGACGGUUCAUCCGAGGUUUGAGGCGGAGACCGGUGGCUGUGCUGCAUCCAGGAGGCGAACGUGAGACUCGAGUAAAGUCAAACGAGACAGCUGACCAACCCAGACUGACCCGGGGGGACGCGGGGGGGACAGGCUGGGAGAGGAGCCGCAGACGACGAGCUGAAGACGAAACUUUCCACGCCGGAGCAGCCGCGAGGAACCCGGGCCAUGGCUCCAGACCCGCAGCGGGGGCGUCCUGCUCCGGGGUGAGAGAGCAGCUGGGUGGGCUGCGAUUCGAAAAAGCUCAACCUGGAGACAAAAGAUUGCCGAAGGUCGUGAGUAUCGCCCGGUCCAGAGCGUUUCGGGAGCAGCAGGGUAAAGUUCUGCUGGAGGGAAGGCGUCUGAUCUGCGACGCUCUGGCUGCCGGAGCUGCUCCUCAGACGCUGUUCUUCAGCCGAGUGGAGCGGCUCUGUGAGCUUCCCCUGGACAAGCUGCGCCAGGCCUCACUGGUCAAGGUCAAGUUUGAAGACAUAAAGAUCUGGUCUGAUCUGGUCACUCCACAGGGUGUUCUAGCCAUUUUCUCAAAACCAGAUGCAUCCCGCCUUUCAUUUCCUAAAGAUCUGCGUCUUCAGUCUGUCCCUUUGUUCCUAAUCUGUGAUAACGUACGGGACCCUGGCAAUCUGGGGACCAUCCUCCGCUGCGCUGCUGCGGUUGGCUGUGACCGCGUCCUCCUCAAUAAAGGGUGUGUGGACGCCUGGGAGCCGAAGGUGCUCCGUGCUGCGAUGGGAGCUCAUUUCAGGCUCCCUAUAUUCCCAGGUUUGGACUGGAAUGAUAUUUCACAGCAUUUGCCAAAGCCAGUGACCGUCCAUGUGGCAGAUAACGUCCACAAGCUUAUGGUAAGGCAAGAUGCUGAGGCUGCACCUCAGGAUGCUGAAAAGCCAGGAGACGUGGGCUGGGUUUGCAACAGCGACAGCAGCAGGAAUAAACACUUGGAGGAAUAUGUUGAAUCAGACUCGGAUGCCAAUUCCGACUCUGAUGAUGACUCCGAUUCUGAUGAUGAACUGUCUCGUCCAUAUUUGGAGCCAAAGGCGUACCAUGAGAACUGGGCCCAGAGGAGCACAGCUCUGGUCAUUAGUGGAGAAAUCCACGGACUAAGCUCAGAGGCUUUACAGCUGGCUGAGGAAACUGGUGGUCAUAGAUUGUCUGUCCCAAUGGCUCCUGGAGUGGAGAGUCUGAAUUCAGCAAUGACCGCGGGCAUUCUCCUGGUUGAAGGCAGGAGACAGCUGAUGAAUUUCACACAGAAAGCCAGCAGAAGAGCAAGAUCUCUGACCCUCCGGUAGCUUUAUUAAGUGCGAAGAAUGAUAUUGGAAUCAUAUCAGUAUGAGCAGAUAUUUGCGUUACAAAAAAUACUGGCAUCAGAGGAAUGUUUAGAUUUGACCAAUAUUACAAACUGAUAUUUGAAAACACAUUUAUUGUGUCCCAGAAGAGCAGAGUGUUUAUGAAUGCUAAAAUAUCUGCAUUUUAUUCAUGUAACUGCAUUUGUAACCCUACAGAAAAAAGUACUAAUCCAGGUAGAUGGAGUCCCAAAUUCAACGUUUACAUUAUGGCAUUUGACUGACGCUCUUAUCCAGAGUGACUUUGUUUCAUCACAUAGGGAGGCCAAGGUGGUGUUAGGAGUCUUGCCCAAGGACUCUUAUUGGUAUAGUGUAGGGUGUUUACCCAGGUAGGGAUUGAACCCCAGUCUACAGUGUAGAAGGCAGAGGUGUUAACCGCUACACUGACCAACCCCAAAUUCAAUAUUUUAGAAUGUUUAUGUAUCAGCAUUGGCUUUAGAGGUGGCCAACAUGAUGAUGAUGAUUUACUGUUGACAUUAUAAAUUGUCACAUUAUGCUUUUUCUGAGAUAUUGCAGUACUUGGACACUGAUCAGCUGCGUAUUUCACUACAGCAGGAGCAUAAUAAGGCAUAAUAAUAAUUUUUAGAUUUAAAGAGGCCAGGUGAUGGUCAGGACCUGUAGCAGGGUCCAGCAGCAUCGUUCCCAGAACACUUUACAUUUUAACCUGAAAUUCUGAGACUAAACCACAGGGGUAACUGCAGUUUAACAGCUAUGCAACUACAAUAUAUGGCCAAAAACUUUUCUAGGUAUUUUGAUGUAGGUGUUGUUUACCAUGCCGAGGUCAAAAGGUCAGUGUGUAUGAAAUGUCACUUGUUUGGUCCUUGAUAAUUGCCACUUGUGAUGUAGGUCAUUUAGCUCUCACAGUGAUUAGAGUUCCCAGAAAUCAAUGUGUUCUGCAUCAGUUUCAGGGACAAACUAAAUGAAAGCUGAUUGUCUUGGUUGUUAACAAUACAUGUUGACCUUUUUUUGACCCACCAUUCAAAAGCUGUUGAAGGAAAUCUGAAUAUGCGCGUUUCACUGUUCACAAAUCACUGCUUUCUCUUCACUUUUCAGUGCCGUCUUGGUAAAAUCUGUGGGUAUAUCUGCUGGUUGACCAGUUGAGGACACAGUGGUCUCUAAUAGUAACCAUUAAACCAACUCCCAUUAGAAAGCAAAACCAUCAGGCUUUAAUCGUAAUGCUUCUGAAGGUCUUUUUUGAACAGGGCACAGCUGUACAGAAGCUCUUUUGUGAUGUGGAACAAAACCUGCUUUUCUCCACUGCGAUGCUACUUGACCCAUGAUAAAGCUACUGCCUCAUUUCAGAUCAGAUAAGUUUAAUGAUUUGGCUGUUAAGGCUGCACACAUUGCUGCAACUACUUCAUUCUAAGCGGGUUACUGAAUAUGGACUCCAUAUCAGCGGGUGCUAAAAAUAUGUAUGCAUUGAUACUCGGCCUGAAAUAAACAGUAUUGAUGCACCCCUAAUUAAUAACGUGACUAAAAAACAUUUGAGAACUGCAAUUGGCCCAAAUUCUCAUAGCACACAGUGUUUACAUGCACUUACUAAUCAGAUAACUGCACUCACUGUGAUUGGACAGAGGUCUUAUUUGCAUAUUGCAUUCUUCAGUAAGACCAGUAUCUCAGACUGUCACAAUAACAAACACUAUACGGCGCCUAAUUCAUGUGAAGAAAUGCAGCAGCAGGCGGUGCUGAACUCCUGGGUGUUGCCGAAUCUCAGAAGUGGGUUAAACACCAGACCAGACCAGACAGCAGAGCUAGACAGUGAGUUUUAAUGGCCAGGGCUCUUCAGAAACACAACGAAGGAGAGACAGAAGCUGUGUGCACUCUAAACGCCUACACUUAAUAUGGAAACGUGCUAUUAAAUGCUAUUCUGUGCCUUCAUAAAUCAGACUGCUUUAAUAGAGGGGACCUUCACAGAAAAUCCACUUAAAACGUGUCGAAGAUGGAACAGUCAUAUUACAUCAUUACAUCAAAUAUCAACAAGAAGUAGGACUGAAGUCCAUUUCUGGAUCAAUAAUAGCUGCAUAAAAACGGCUGCCACGCAAUGAAUAGACUGACUCUUCGAGACGCUUCCAAUACAGAGAUACUGGUUUCUCCAUGUAUGCAUAAUAAUCAGCACCCACAAGAAGAGAACUACAGCCUAGUGAAGGGAGCCAGGAGAACUGGAGGAACGUGGCUUUCCUCAGAAAUACACUUACUGUUUUAUGUACUUUAUUCUUCCUUAAAGCAAUAUCUGGAAAUAAAAGCUAAGUCGUAUUAAUAAAAUAAAAGCAAUAAAACGG